This is a messenger RNA of Trichosurus vulpecula (common brushtail), 957 nucleotides long. RefSeq names its product olfactory receptor 8B3-like. Gene Ontology annotation, cellular component: membrane. Lineage: Eukaryota; Metazoa; Chordata; Mammalia; Diprotodontia; Phalangeridae. The coding region runs from base 4 to 957 and encodes 317 amino acids. Gene Ontology annotation, biological process: G protein-coupled receptor signaling pathway; sensory perception of smell. The transcript has a single exon. Gene Ontology annotation, molecular function: G protein-coupled receptor activity; olfactory receptor activity; odorant binding. The record is from RefSeq and is a predicted model, not a curated record.
AGAAUGAAUUUGGAAAAUGACUCUUCUGUGACUGAGUUCAUCCUUGCAGGAUUAACAGAUCAACCAGAGCUCCAACUGCCCCUAUUCCUUUUGUUUCUAUGGAUCUAUGUAGUUACUAUAGUUGGGAACCUGGGAUUGAUCAUUUUAAUUGGUAUUAAUUCUCAGCUUCACACUCCUAUGUACUAUUUCCUCUUUAACUUAUCUUUUAUAGAUCUCUGCUACUCUUCUGUCUUUACACCUAAAAUGUUGAUGAACUUUGUCUCAAAGAAAAAUAUCAUUUCUUAUUCAGGAUGUAUGGCUCAGGUCUAUUUCUUCUGUUUUUUUGUUGUUUCUGAAUGCUAUGUAUUGACAAUAAUGGCUUACGAUCGUUAUGUUGCCAUCUGUAAUCCACUGCUAUAUAAUGUUAUUAUGUCCAAUCAGGUGUGUUCAUUGCUAUUGGGUGGGGCAUAUGUAAUGGGGUUUGCUGGUGCAAUGGCCCACACUGGAUGCAUGUUGAGACUGUCCUUCUGCGAUGCCAACAUCAUAAACCACUACAUGUGUGAUGUACUUCCCCUCUUCCAGCUCUCCUGCACCAGCACCUAUGUCAACGAACUGGUGGUUUUCAUUGUUGGGGGUGUUAAUAUCACAGUGCCUAGUGUCACCAUCCUCACCUCUUAUGCUCUCAUCCUGUCUAGUAUCCUGAACAUCAGCUCCACUGAAGGCAAGUCCAAAGCCUUCAGCACCUGCAGCUCUCACGUAAUUGUUGUUGCUCUUUUCUUUGGGUCAGCUUCAUUCAUGUAUCUCAAGCCAUCUUCUUCAGGAUCUGUGGAGCAGGGUAAAGCAGCUUCAGUCUUUUACACAAAUGUGGGACCUAUGCUAAACCCCCUCAUUUAUAGUCUGAGGAAUAAAGAUGUUCAGGCUGCUUUGAGGAAAACCUUGAGAAGAAUGUUUUCUAGAAUAGGAGCAGGGUUUUCUUGA